Messenger RNA from Lindgomyces ingoldianus, 285 nucleotides. Its product is annotated as NADH-ubiquinone oxidoreductase-like protein B18 subunit. NCBI's taxonomy places the organism in Eukaryota, Fungi, Ascomycota, Dothideomycetes, Pleosporales, Lindgomycetaceae. The coding region runs from base 1 to 285 and encodes 94 amino acids. Gene Ontology annotation, cellular component: mitochondrion. The record is from RefSeq and is a predicted model, not a curated record. The transcript is spliced from 3 exons.
AUGACUGUCACCGAGAAGAUAAAGGAGGCCGUUGGCAUUUCCGGCGAGACCAAGCAGACUACCCGUGAGGAGAUGAGCGCCGCCCGACUGCCGCUGCCGUAUCGAGAUUCAUGCGCACAUCUGCUGAUUCCUCUGAACCGCUGUCGAUAUGAGGAGUUCUACUUGCCGUGGAAGUGCGAGGACGAGCGACACUCGUAUGAAAAAUGCCAGUAUGUCGAGUUCAAGCAGCGCGUGGCCAAGAUGGAGGAAUUAAGGGCAGCCAAGGCCGGAGCCAGGAGCAAUUGA